AUGACCUAUCAGAGGAUUUCUGAUACUCAUGGGAACUCAGUUCAGGACUUUGAAGACUCUGUUGAUGAAUUCAUUUGCGAAUACAAUGGUGAAAAUCCAAAGUAUCAGGCAAACAUGUAUCUCUUUGAUACUUCCAAUCAAAUUCGCAAGCCGUAUAAUACCAAAAUUGGAAUUCACGCAAAUUGCUUGAAAACCUUAUUUAUGUAUCACGAUAUGCUUCCUGGAAAUUGUUCCAACGUGAACGAUGAGAACGAUCCGGCUCAAAUCCGGAAGCGAAAGCUAGCACUGUUUCGCUCCUUUCCAAUUGAUUGGCAGGGAGAUUUUAUCAAUUCGCGGAAUGAUCCGGCGAACGACAAUAAUAUUACGUGGAAAGAUAUUGUCAUCGCACAGGCGGUAGAGGCCUUGACCAAAAUCGUUUUGGUGGUGGUCGUGGUCAUGGUCAUGGUUGACCAAGCAAUGGUAAUCAACCGUAUCCAAGACCCUCGAACUCUCCAAGAUAUUCUCAAGGGAAUUCACAAAGUUUUCAACGUGGAGGCAAUUCCCAGCAAAAAAAACAAGGAAGAUUUCAGCCAAGAAACCCCAACAAUGGUGGCAGAGGCCGUGGAUUCAAUGGCCAGGGCAGUGGACGCUCCCAAACUGGCCGCUUUCAGCCAGGACGAAACUAUCAAGGCAGAGGCCAAUCACAGCAACAAAACAGUCAAAACUACUAUGCUGAGUCGCACUACAAUCAAGAAGCUGAAAGCUUUGCUGCGGAAGGCAGCGUUCCUGAAUGGAACCAAGACGGAAUGUCUUAUGGUGGAAUGCAAAGUGCCGAGCAGUACCAGCAUCAGGAACACUAUUAUCAAGCUGAAGAAAAUCAGCAAUGGAAUGAUCAAUUCAACUUUGAACAAUAAGACUAUUAUCCUGAAGAACAGGAGGCGCAGGAACAUUUUUCCUAUGAUGAAGAUUCGCCAUUUUCCUUUCAUGAAGAGCAUUGCUGACCAAAAAUACUCGUAA
This is a messenger RNA of Cylindrotheca closterium, 996 nucleotides long. The record is from the annotation of a GenBank genome assembly. Lineage: Eukaryota; Bacillariophyta; Bacillariophyceae; Bacillariales; Bacillariaceae.